AUGGCAAUCGCCACGUUGUUCCCCAAAGAAGAGGGCGCUGGAUUCUCCCUCACGACGCAGAGCCAUGGCGAAUGUAAAGUUCGCGUCGACCUUCCCAGUUCGAUUUCUCACCCCGACUGGGAGAAGAUUUUCAACAGCCGAAUGUUUCAGGAUUGGUUGUCCGUCUACGCCACUGCGGAUCGUCUCCGUCUGGUGCGCGUCUCUCUGGAAAGCACCCAACAUGGCAAAUCGGCUCGAGAAGACACGCUCACUUCUCUGACCAUGCAUGUCGACGCGGCAGACAAGGACGGUGACGUGUAUUCGGGUCCGGUGUAUCUACGGCCGCAGCGCCGGGCAGUGCUGGUGCUGCUGCGGAACACGGAGACGCGAACAGAUAUGUGUUUGUUUGUGAGGAAGCCGAAUUUGUCGGUUGGCCUCGCCGAUACACUCGAACUUCCCGAGGGAGACUUCGAGGCGGAGACAGGGAAGUUUGUGGGGCCUGCCGCGGAGGAGUUGGAGAGGCAGCUCGAUGCGCCGAUCUACGAGAAGCACUUGGUGAAUCUGACUCAAGUCACCUUUGGCGGCGGCGGACUCGCUCUCGGCGGAGACCUCUCCGCGUCUCUCGCAUCCGAAGGCAAGGCGCCGAAGAAUGCGAAUGCGAACGAGAAAGACGAGAAAGGCGUGCGCAUCCCGGUCGCCAUGACAGGCGGCGACCGCGUGGAACUCUACCUCUACCGCGCGAACGUCUCUCCCGAAACGAUGGCAGGAAUUGAAAGCCGAAUCGGCCGCGUCCGCAGGAGAGGAAAGAAUGCGGCCAAUGCAGGAUCCGAAGUCGUCCCUGCCACAAAAACUGCACACAGCGAAGGAGUGAAACUCAGUCUGGUGCAGCUGGGAGACGCCUGGGGCUUGGCUGCAGACGCGCCGGCCGUCAGUGCGUUGUUUUUGGUCCACGAGCUGCGCUACCACCGCCUGAUGCCCAAGUACCGGAAUCCGCUGGAGGGAGCCGAAGCGGAAGCGAAGAGUCCCCGGCCGGUUCAGAAGGCCGUCGCGACCUUCAAAAGCAUCCAGGAUCUCGAGCCGACCUCGAAGGGCUUGAACCUCCGCGUCAAGGUCGUCUCACCCAAAGUCGUCGACCGCGACCGCACGUUCCCUAGCGGCCGGACGAGCCGGGAAGGCCACAUGGUUGUAGGUGACGACGGCGCGGUCAUCACUCUCAAGCUGGUUGACCAGCAGAUGGAGCUGCCCGACGCAGAGGGAACGCCGCUGCUCAUCCGCAAUGGGUUGAUCAGCAUGGAGGAGGGACACAUGAAGCUCGUCGUCGAUCGCUGGGGGAAAAUCAUCUCGGAAAUCCCCGAGGCGGAGAAGGACAGCUUCAAAUUCACAGUGAACGGCGCCCGGGACAUGUCUGCUACGGAGUACGAGCUCGUCGUUCUUAAAGAUGGCGAUGAAGGCGACAAUGGAGCUGUCUCUGGUGGCCGGGGUCGCGGCGGCCGGGGGCGAGGCCGAGGCCGGAGAGGCAUGGGACGCGGUCGACGAUAA
Neospora caninum is the source of this 1518-nucleotide messenger RNA. RefSeq lists its product as hypothetical. Bases 1 to 1518 code for a protein of 505 amino acids. NCBI's taxonomy places the organism in Eukaryota, Apicomplexa, Conoidasida, Eucoccidiorida, Sarcocystidae. The transcript has 7 exons. The record is from RefSeq and is a predicted model, not a curated record.